AUGGACUCACAGCACUACCACUCAGAGCACUACCACUAUCGCGUUUCAAGGCUGAAUGAGGAGCACACGACGCCUAUGGCCGGUGACAGCUUCAAAUUCAGCAUAAGAGUUUCAUCAUACUCAAUGGAUGCAGACAUGAUGAAUACAGGCACAGAACGGUUACUGUACUAUUCUCCAUCUCAAUGCAUUCCCUGCCAUCACUUCUUUCAAGAGGGUCAACACUUCUUGAGCACACUCUUGUCACGGAUACACUUCUCCAUUAAUGAUUCUCUUGAGGAAUUAGCACGAGGGGUCAUGUCAGCUGUUCAAGAUUUCUUCCAAGUUGAUCAAGUUGCUUCCCCUUCUCCUUCUUUCCAAUCUCAACACCGAGAGAUCCCUUUACGCUUGGAAAUCUUACAGUUGUAUGAUGGCAUUAGUGCAGCAAUGGAGGAGUCCAUGCAGUGUUUCAAAAUGAUUCCGGCUUCCAACGAAGCCAUCCAAACGUUGUUGAAGAAAUCCACGGUUGUGAUGGGGAGUGAGGGUUGUCCUAUAUGCCUUGAGGAGUUGGAUGUUAAUGCUGAAUGCUGCACAAUGCCAUGCCAUCAUGUCUUUCAUUUACAAUGCAUUGUCACUUGGCUUAAAACCAGCCAUGUGUGUCCCUUGUGUCGUUACCCUUUACCUACCCUCAAGAACUAG
Molecule: messenger RNA, 675 nt
Organism: Cajanus cajan (pigeon pea)
Lineage: Eukaryota; Viridiplantae; Streptophyta; Magnoliopsida; Fabales; Fabaceae
Biological process (GO): protein ubiquitination
Cellular component (GO): cytoplasm
Molecular function (GO): ubiquitin protein ligase activity
Source: RefSeq, a predicted model, not a curated record